CUUUAUUAGCAAUUUAAAACGAAACGGUAGAUUGUAUUUAUUUUUUAGUAUAUUUUGCAACUGUAAAUAUUAAAGAACAUUAUUCUAAAAGGUUUGGAGAGGGCAGGGGGUCAAGCCUGUUUAACAAAAGGAAACCUAGAAAAUAUUUAUUAUUUAAAAAGAGUUAUUUCAUGUAGCUAUUUUAAGUGUGUAAACGUAAUAGAAGUCAAAGGAAGUAGGGAUUGUGGUGUUGCGUUGUGCGGUACGUGUGAUGGUGGAGGGCGGUGGGACACUGCACGGGCACUGAGCGAUGUCGAACGUGGAGAACGUGUGCCCGCAGGUACUGCGCGGUGUGGUGCGCGAGGUGCGCCGGUUGGCGGCGGAUCCGCCCGCUGGCAUCAAGCUGCUGCUGCGGGAUAACGACAUCACUGACGUCGUGGCCCUCAUUGACGGUCCAGCGGACACGCCUUACGCCGGCGGUGUGUUCCGCGUGCGGCUGGCGCUGGGCAGGGAGUUCCCCGCCGCGCCGCCGCGCGCCUAUUUUCUGACCAAGAUCUUCCAUCCGAACGUGUCGGCGGCGGGUGAGGUUUGCGUCAACACGCUGAAGCGCGACUGGCGGCCGGAGCUCGGGCUGGCGCACGCGCUGCUGGCCGUGCGCUGUUUGCUCAUCGCGCCCAACGCGGACUCUGCGCUCAACGCCGAGGCGGCGGCAUUGCUCCGCGACCGCUACGACGACUACUUCGCACGCGCCAAACUCUACACCGACAUCCACGCGCGCCCCGACCACGCGCACUCGGCGCACGCCCACAAGCAGGAAUACCGCGACGUUGAGGUGAAUGCAGACCAGGGCGGGGAAGUGGGCGGGGAAGCGGGCGGGGAAGCGGGAGGGGAGGGCGCGGAGAGCGGCGAGGGAGCGCCGCGCCCAAAGCGCGAGCGGCGGACAGCCGGCGCCCGCGACACUCGCCGCAUCCUCAAGCGGUUAUAACGCCGCGCCCACAGCGCCCACCGCGCCCACAGCGCCCACCGCGCCCACAGCGCCCACAGCACCCACCGCGCCCACAGCGCUACCACCCGACCGACUGCGCAUGCGUGCGGUCUCGCGGCGAAUAUUUUCUUAAGUUCAAUUUAUCCACUACUUGUAAAAAUGUAUCUUUUAGUUUUAUUUCCUAGUAAAUCAUAAUAAUUAAAGUCACCAUUUUUUUCAUUCUCUUUUUGUCCUACUUAAAGGUUAAUGUUAUUCAGAAUUGAGAUGUAAAGUGAUCGACCAUAAUAA
This is a messenger RNA of Papilio machaon (common yellow swallowtail), 1252 nucleotides long. Its product is annotated as ubiquitin-conjugating enzyme E2 S-like. The transcript is spliced from 3 exons. The record is from RefSeq and is a predicted model, not a curated record. Lineage: Eukaryota; Metazoa; Arthropoda; Insecta; Lepidoptera; Papilionidae. Bases 290 to 964 code for a protein of 224 amino acids.